Messenger RNA from Agelaius phoeniceus (red-winged blackbird), 6185 nucleotides. The record is from RefSeq and is a predicted model, not a curated record. Lineage: Eukaryota; Metazoa; Chordata; Aves; Passeriformes; Icteridae.
UCUGCCAUCCUUUUGGACUUCACGCGCUGCCCAAUGUUGGGCUGGUUACCCCUGGAUAUGUUGCUGGUUUCCAUUUGGAAUUUGACGAAGGGAAGGAGGAGGAUAUAAAACCUGGGGAGCUCGGCAAGGUGUUGUUUAUGGCCACAGGAGGGAGCUCAAAUCCAGACAUGGGAGGAUCGGCUUGAUUUCGGAUCCAGAGCCUCUUAAACUCUGCUUUUCCUCUAAGCUGGUCCCUGUUAUGUCCAGGAUCUGGCACCUGCUUGACAUUUACUUUGAGUUCCAGAGGACCCGAGACCUAGGAUGAGGAGCAUUGGAUCCGCCCUGAACCUGCUUUUGGUAUCUCCACUCUACUUUGUGUGGACCGUGGUCGCUCUGGACCUGGCACAAACUCCCUGCACCACUUUGGUCCAAGGGAAAUUCUUUGGGUAUUUCUCCUCCUUCGCCGUCUUCCCGUUGAACUCCUCCCUGUGCUCUUGGAUUAUCCAGAACCCCGACCCUCGCAGGUACACUUUGUACAUGAAGAUCCUCAAGCCCUCCGGCAUAUGUGACCACCAGCACAUCCGCACCUACCAGUUCGACUCCUUCCUGGAGUCCACCCGCACCUACCUGGGCAUGGAGAGCUUUGAUGAUGUCCUGAAGCUCUGUGAUGGCUCCACCCGCUUUGCCUUCCUCCAGUCCAACAAACAAUUCCUGCAGAUGAAGCAGACGGCCCCGCCAGGCGUGGACACCUGGCCCAUGAGGUGGAAGCCCACCAAGGCUCAGGAGAGGGACUUCUCCGUGGAGUAUCUGGUGGUGGGCAACAGGAACCCCAGCAAAGCCGCCUGCCAGAUGCUCUGCAAGUGGCUGGACACCUGCCUGGCCAUCAGCAGCAGCUCCCACCCGUGCGGCAUCAUGCAGACCCCGUGCUCCUGCUCGGGAGGGGAGGUCCUGGAUCAGGCCAGCGAGAUCCUGGGCUUCACCAGGAAGAAGGAGGAUUGCUACAAGGAUGGGAUUUACCUGGAGAACUGCGUGGGCAGCCCCAAGGACACCAACGGAGCGGAGUUCCUGGGUGGUUGGAACUCCUGGUCGGCUUGGGGCGACUGCACCAAGGACUGCGGGGGCGGCCUGCAGACCCGCAUGCGCUCCUGCAAGCCCCUUCCCAACGAGGGCCUGGCCUGCGAGGGAGUGCUGGAGGAAGGACGGCUGUGCAAUAGGAAGGCUUGCAAUACCAAUGGACGCUAUAAUUCCAGAAGCCAAUCGCUGAGGUCCACAGAUAACAGAAAGCGAGAGGACCCUGACGAACUGCAGCACUACGGGUACCCUGCACCUCAAAUAGGUGACCCUGCAGCAGAGGAGUGGUCCCCGUGGAGCGUGUGCUCGACCACCUGCGGGGAGGGCUGGCAGACCAGGACCAGGUUCUGCGUUUCGUCUUCCUACAGCACCCAGUGCAGCGGCCCUCUCCGGGAGCAGAGACAGUGCAACAACUCUGCCGUGUGCCCAGUGCAUGGCACCUGGGACGAGUGGUCUCCGUGGAGCCUGUGCUCUUCCACUUGUGGGAGAGGCUACAGGGAUCGGACCCGCACCUGCAAACCCCCCCAGUUCGGUGGGAACCCCUGUGAGGGCCCGGAGAAGCAAACCAAGUUCUGCAACAUCGCUCUCUGCCCAGGUAGGAACAUGGACGGCAACUGGAACGAAUGGUCGAGCUGGAGCUCGUGCUCCGCUUCCUGCUCCAACGGGACCCAGCAGCGGACGCGGGAGUGCAACGGGCCCUCCUACGGCGGAGCCGAGUGCCAGGGACACUGGGUGGAGACCCGCGACUGCUUCCUGCGCCAGUGCCCAGUGGAUGGGAAGUGGCAGGCCUGGGGAGUGUGGGGCAGCUGCACUGCCACGUGUGGAGGUGGCACUCAGAGACGUGACCGGGUGUGCUACGGCCCCUUCUUUGGUGGAGAGACUUGCCAGGGUCCCAAGGAGGAGUACAAGCAGUGUAAUGACAGAAAAUGUCCUGAGCCCCAUGAAAUCUGUGACGAGGAGAGUCUUGGCCCCGUGGUUUGGAAGGAGACGCCAGCCGGGGAUGCUGCCGCCGUCCGGUGUCCCCGCAAUGCCACUGGGCUGAUCCUUCGAAGAUGCAUCUUAGAUGAAGAAGGCAUCGCUUACUGGGAGCCACCAACAUACAUCAAGUGUGUUUCUAUUGAUUACAGGAACAUACAGAUGAUGACCAGGGAACACCUUGCCAAAGCUCAGCGUGGGUUGAUGGGAGAUGGGCUGUCAGAUGUGCUCCAGAACCUUGUGGAAAUCUCCCAGGAUGGGACCAGCUACAGUGGGGACCUGCUGUCCACCAUGGAUGUACUCAGGAACAUGACAGAGAUCUUCCGUAGGGCUUAUCACAGCCCGACUUCUGGGGAUGUGCAGAACUUCGUCCAGAUCAUCAGCAACAUUUUGUCAGAGGAAAACCGGGAAAAAUGGGAGGAAGCUCAGCUGAUAGGGCCAAAUGCCAAGGAGCUGUUCAGGCUUGUGGAGGAUUUCAUUGAUGUCAUCGGCUUCCGCAUGAAAGAUUUCCGGGAUUCCUACCAAGUCACGGACAAUCUGGUCCUUGGUAUUCACAAACUGCCUGCAAAUGCAGCAACUGACAUCACCUUCCCCAUGAAAGGCUGGAGGGGAAUGGUGGACUGGGCCAAGAACUCGGAGGACAAGGUCACUGUCUCCAAGAGCAUCCUGUCUUCAGGGCUCUCAGUGUCGGACGACUCCUCUGUCUUCGUGGUUGGGACCGUGCUCUACCGGAACGUGGGCAACAUCCUCUCCCUGCAGAGGAACAGCACCGUUCUGAACUCCAAAGUCAUCUCUGUGACUGUGAAGCCAUUCCCUCGGUCUCUCCUCACCCCUCUGGAAAUCGAAUUCUCCCACCUGUACAACGGAACCACCAACCAGACCUGCAUCCUGUGGGAUGAAAAUGAUGGAGCCUCCGCCUCCGCCUCUCCGCCCGGCGCCUGGUCCUGGCGCGGCUGCCGAACGGUCCCGCUCGACGCCUCCCGGACCAAGUGCCUGUGUGACCGGCUCUCCGCCUUCGCCAUCUUAGCCCAGCUCAGCCCCGACAUGAACAUGGAAAAGGUGCUGGUCCCUUCUGUCACGUUAAUUGUAGGCUGUGGAGUAUCCUCGCUGACACUUUUGCUGUUGAUUAUCAUUUAUGUCUCUGUUUGGAGGUACAUCCGCUCGGAGCGCUCUGUCAUCCUCAUCAACUUCUGCCUCUCCAUCAUCUCCUCCAAUGCCCUCAUCCUCAUCGGACAGACCCAGACCCGGAAUAAGGUGAUCUGCACGCUGGUGGCGGCUUUCUUGCACUUCUUCUUCCUCUCCUCUUUCUGCUGGGUGUUGACCGAGGCCUGGCAGUCCUACAUGGCCGUGACGGGCCGGUUACGGAACCGCAUCAUCCGCAAGCGCUUCUUGUGUCUCGGAUGGGGGCUCCCUGCCUUGGUGGUUGCCAUUUCUGUGGGAUUUACUAAAGCCAAGGGAUACGGCACCGUGAACUACUGCUGGCUGUCAUUAGAGGGAGGACUCCUCUAUGCCUUCGUGGGACCGGCGGCUGCUGUCGUUUUGGUGAACAUGGUUAUUGGCAUUCUGGUUUUUAACAAACUUGUAUCCAAAGAUGGAAUAACAGAUAAGAAACUGAAGGAACGGGCAGGGGCAUCCCUCUGGAGCUCCUGCGUGGUGCUGCCCCUGCUGGCUCUCACCUGGAUGUCUGCAGUCCUGGCCAUCACCGACCGGCGCUCGGCGCUUUUCCAGAUCCUUUUCGCCGUCUUCGACUCCUUGGAGGGAUUUGUCAUCGUCAUGGUCCACUGCAUCCUCAGGCGGGAGGUCCAGGAUGCUGUGAAGUGCCGGGUUGUGGAUCGUCAGGAGGAAGGCAAUGGAGACUCAGGGGGGUCAUUCCAGAACGGACACGCUCAGCUCAUGACCGAUUUCGAGAAGGACGUGGACAUGGCUUGUAGAUCAGUGCUGAACAAAGACAUCACCACGUGCAGAACCUCGACCAUCACGGGGACCCUGAAGCGCCCGUCGCUGCCUGACGAGGAGAAACUGAAACUCAACCACCAGAAAGGCUCAUCCAACUUCAACAGUCUUCCAGCCAACGUCUCCAAGAUGCACCUUCAGGGCUCCCCACACUACCUGGGGGCCAUCAACCUGAACGAGUUCAGCAACCACUCCCUCACCCUGAAGAAGGACAAGAACCAGCCGCCGAAAUCCAUCUACAUCUGCGACGGGGACAUCUUCAAGAAGUUGGACUCGGAGCUCUCGCGGGCACAAGAGCAGACCAUGGACACCAGCUACGUGAUCCUGCCCACCAACACGUCCACCUUGAGGGCCAAACCCAAAGAUGAGAGCAAAUACAGCAUCAACAUCGACCAGAUGCCUCAGACACGGCUCAUCCACCUCAGCAUGGCCACCGACCCCGGCUUCGUGGUCAAGAGUCCCCCGCGGGAGCCGGUGACCAUGGCGUGCAGUGAGGUGCAGGGUUCCUCCAUGAUCCAGCAGCAGCAGCAGCUGGCUCCACAGAACAUCUCCAACGAGUCACAGAUUCCCAACAGCCUGUGUGACACGGGUGACUCAGGGAACUCGGGUGUGGUGUCCAAGAGCGAGACCGUCUCCACCCUCUCCAUGAGCUCCUUGGAGAGGCGGAAAUCCCGGUAUGCAGAGUUAGAUUUUGAGAAAAUCAUGCACACAAGGAAACGUCACCAAGACAUGUUCCAGGACCUGAACAGAAAACUCCAGCACGCAGAGAAGGAGAAGGAGUCUCCAACAACGGACAGCAAGCAAGAAAAACAGCAGACACCAAACAAGAGACCCUGGGAAGGCAUCAGGAAAGUCCAGUCCCCGCCAUCAUGGGUUAAAAAGGACAUCGAACCUGUGGCACAGUCUCCCCUAGAACUAAAAACUGUAGAGUGGGAGAAAACAGGGGCCACCAUCCCCUUGGUGGGACAAGACAUUAUUGACCUUCAGACAGAGGUCUGAGCAGCAAGGGAAGAAAAAAAGACUUUUUUUUUUCCAGAAAACAAACGAAACAAACAAAACAAAACCACGUUUUAAAGAAAUGAUUAAAUUAAAUCGGAACCGAGCGAGAGAAGUGUUUGGUUUCUUUUGAAACCUUUGGUAAGAUGGAAUAACUUUUGUAUUGUUCUCAGCAGAGAGGGGGAAUAUUACUUUAUAGAGUAUAGUAGCUGUAGGUUCAGGACAACACGAGCUUUCCCAGGCAGGACUGGAGGAGUGAGCCUGGAAGAGAGCGAGGAGGAAGAGGAGGAGGAGGGUGGGGAGGGGCUGCAGGGGACAAGCCCUGCCAAGAUGCUCUCGGGUUGCUGCAGCACACCAGGAGCCCUCCUGCUCUGCCACAGGGAGGUGUGGAAGGAUGCCCAGCAGCCACCACAGAGGGCCCAGAAGAUCAGGAGACAUCAAGAGGGGACACCUGCAGGAGCCACGCUGGGAUGUGGCCUGGCUGGGGCAGGCCCAGCCUGGAGGGACAUUCCUGGCUCUCCCUCCUCUCCCUCACCAGCUUAUCCAAGAAGGAAGGAGAUGGGACAGGCCAAGAAGUGGCCACAAGGACAUUGCCACUGCUGGGUGCCACGCCACGGCCUGGCAUUGGCGCACGGUCACAGCGGGUCCCCGCGGAGGGGGACGUGGUGGCGUCACCCACGGCUGGAAAGCUGGAAAAAGGGAGAGGUGGGGUUUCCUCCUCUCAUCCCUCCCCGGUGGAGGAAAGGACCAGCUCCAAAUCUCCAAAUCCUGCUCGCCCCCAUCUCCAGGGAGAGGGUGGAAGGUGGUAGACAACAAGACCAACAAGAAGAAUGUAGGUCAUGUCAUUGACUGUUAAAUAGAUAAACUCAGCACGGGCCUUGCAAAGGUCCUCUUGGCCUCAUCCUUUUUUUUUUUUCUUUCUUUUUUUUUUUCUUUUUUUUUUGGUUCUGUUAUUUGUCCUUGCUUUCGGACUCAAAUUUAUUCCAAGCUGCCCCUCCCUGGAAGGCAGAGAGAGAAAAAGGGAAAGACAGAUCUGCCGCUGUACCUGGAGAUAUUGGUAAACAGAGACGUUGCCUUAGGACAUUGAGACAAACUGACAACAUGAAUAACGUCCACUUGGAAACAAACAGACAAAAAAAAAACAAACAAAAUAAUCUAUUUUUUUCCUUCUUCUUUUCUUUUCUUCAAUAAAAAGAGAACUUGAAACCCGA